Molecule: messenger RNA, 1490 nt
Organism: Sycon ciliatum
Lineage: Eukaryota; Metazoa; Porifera; Calcarea; Leucosolenida; Sycettidae
Exons: 3
Coding region: 70-654 (194 amino acids)
Source: RefSeq, a predicted model, not a curated record
UGUGCUUCACACCAGCUAUUGUACCGUAACGGAUACCUAUCGCCUGGGCAUGAGGAGUACCGGGAGGUGAUGCGCUGUGUGGUCUGUCUACUCUCACGCAGUGUGGCCACCAUCUACGUAGACUACGGCGAAGGAGAGCUCAGCGACCCAGACAUGUUCCUGGCAUUCUUCACCUACAUCUACCACUCGUUUGUACAGGCCGUAGAAGACGAGUUGCCCAACAAGGAUCUUCUGGACGAGGAGCGGCCCAAGAUUCUCAAUCACCACGCCAUCCUCGGCGCGCACCACUACGUGGCCGGUCUGGCCAAGGCACUGGACAGCGGCCCGGGUGAGCUGACACGCCACAUGGAGCUCAUUCUGGGUAUGAGGUCGGGGCUGAGUAACGACGUCGACGAAGACAGCAAGCCAACCACAGCACGCCGGCACCCGCCGUCGUCACAGCAACAGCAUGAUGAGGCAAGCGGCAAUGCCAACACUGCGGCGGUGGUGUCCUCCGGGGACUGUGUCGAUGGUCAGGCGAGUGUAGCGCAGGCGGCCGGCACUGGACAGGAGCAUCAUCUCACCGAAAGCAGAGAGGAGGUUGAGCGUAUCUUACAGCGUCUUGUACUGGUAGCUGAUAUGAGAGUGGACAGGAGUGGAAUGAACAUUGCAUGAGGGACACGUCUGCCGUGCCCUCAUGCAAUACAGCAGUGUCUACAUGUACCUGUGAUGAACACGAUUGCUACGUGGGUACGGCAGCUGGUGUAUGGAUACACGGACAAUAUUAUGUGUGUGUGUGUAUUUGUCUGUUGUGUGUGUGUGUGUGCACGCGUGCGUGUGUUUGUGUGUGUUUCUGCAUACACACGUGUCAGGGCGAGAGGCAGAGAGAAGAAGGGGGGGGGGGGGAGGCUUAGAUUGGAUGUUGUUUGAAAAAUACGUGUGCAUGUGUACUCCAUGUGCAGACUGGUAAAAGCGUUAAUUAUCUGCUGCUGCAAGAAACAUGUGUUUACACUAUCGUUAAAAAGCAUUAUGUAUAGUUUAAUGUCGCUAUAUGGAGGACGAGCUGAAGUGACAUUGGAUAACUUUAUUGAAUAAUGCUGGACAUUGUUCAAUAAAGGUAUCCAUUGUCACGUCAGCUCGUCCUCCUUAUUGCGAUAUUUAAAUUGUUGUCUCCUCACCGAAUAUUUAUAAAAUGGUUAUGUUUUGGUACUUUGACCUUUGACAAUUUGGACAUACUUGCCACCCCUGGUUUGACUUUAGGGUCUUUUCCACAGAAAUAGUUCCCACAUUUUUUAUCAUUACUCUUGACAUAUUUUACUUUUUUUUAAAUUCACCAUGGACACUGUAUCUGUACUGUUCUUCUUAUGGUUAAACACGUACACAUUGGCAUCAUCCGAACAGCUUAUCAACCCACUACUAUCCAUGAUGGUACGUGUUCUUGCAGUAAUUUAACGCUUGCUACGUGAGUCUAGCAUUGACUUUCUCUUGGAAAUAUGUUCACGUAAGACUAA